This is a messenger RNA of Penicillium hordei, 402 nucleotides long. RefSeq lists its product as uncharacterized. The record is from RefSeq and is a predicted model, not a curated record. The coding region runs from base 1 to 402 and encodes 133 amino acids. NCBI's taxonomy places the organism in Eukaryota, Fungi, Ascomycota, Eurotiomycetes, Eurotiales, Aspergillaceae. The transcript has 2 exons.
AUGCAGCGAUAUAUCGCGAGGUCUUCUACCACCUACGUCCCCAGGCUGACUCGAGCUAUCGCACAAAAGGCUCAUUCUGCAAACCAAGGGGACCAGAAAUUCAAUGUCGGUGCGACAUUCCCAGAUGACUUUGAGGACUCGCCUUUGAAGUCCGAGAUUCUUGAGAAGCGAAACCGGAAUGAGGGGGUUGAGCCCUCUUACCAUCCCGUUCGUACAUCAUCAGACAUUUCACAUAAUGUGACGCCACUAAACAUUAACGAUCAGAAUAUCUACGAGAUAUACGAAAGUAUCCAAGGAAAACCGCCCUCGCCCCCCAAGAGUGCAAAGACAGCCAAGCCCACUCAGAAGAAGCAGCCGGAUCCUGCCGGAGAGGAGCGAGAGCCUGAGCUUGAUGAAUUGUAA